This is a messenger RNA of Moesziomyces aphidis, 951 nucleotides long. NCBI's taxonomy places the organism in Eukaryota, Fungi, Basidiomycota, Ustilaginomycetes, Ustilaginales, Ustilaginaceae. The record is from the annotation of a GenBank genome assembly.
AUGUCCGUACCCGUACUCGAUGCCUGGACUGGUCCCGCACCACUUCUCGGUGUGAUUGGUGGGUCGGGUCUGUACCGUCUUGACAGCAUCGCGCCCGUUGCCGAGGUCAACAUCCGUACACCCUGGGGUGCACCCUCUUCGCCCAUCACCAUCGCCAAGACUGCUGCGGGUAAUCAUGUUGCCUUCCUCGCAAGACAUGGACGCGAUCAUGCUAUUCUGCCGAGCAACGUGCCGAACCUGGCCAACAUCGCAGCGUUGAAGCAUCUGGGUGUUCGUGCCAUUCUCGCCUUUUCGGCGGUGGGUAGUUUGCGCGAGGAGAUUGCGCCCAAGGACUUUGUCAUUCCGAGCCAGAUCAUCGACCGCACAAAGGGUGUGCGUCGUGCGAGCUUCUUCGGCUUUGGUGAGGAGGAGAAUGUGGUCGCACAUGCUGGAUUUGGCGAUCCGUUCUGCGAGAUCCUUCGUCCCCACGUCGCCCAGGUGGUCAAGCAGACCCUUGCAGAACACAACAAGGACGUUUCCAUUCACGAGGCCAAGACGGUUGUAUGCAUGGAAGGUCCCCAGUUCAGCACACGUGCAGAGAGUCUGAUGUACCGCGCUUGGGGAGGCGAUAUCAUCAACAUGUCCGUCCUCCCCGAGGCCAAGCUCGCCCGAGAGGCCGAAAUCAGCUACGUCCUCAUCGCCACCGCCACCGACUACGACGCUUGGCGCCCCGCCUCCGCUGCAGUCAAUGUCGCAGAGGUCAUGGAGAGCUUAAAGGCCAAUGUGGAGGCGAGCAACAAGGUCACCACCACCCUCCUCGACGCCAUCUACCCCCUCGUCGGCGACGACGGACAGGCCGUCAAGGCCAUCAAGGACUCGAUGAAGUGGAGCAUCAUGACAAAGUCCAGCGUCGUCACGCCAAAGGCAAAGGAGAACCUCCGAUUCCUCCACCCCUGGUUCGCUCAGGACUAG